UUCCGACCUCCAAUAAAGAUGCUCAUAAAGCUGUUUCAUAAUAAAACCCUAUUUUGUUAUCAGUUGGUAAAUUAACAUGGCCGACAAGGGCAGAGACGGAGAUGGCGUAGACUCCAUCAGCUCUCUGCCUGAUGAGAUCCUCCAACACAUCCUCUCUUCUCUUGAAACCGCAACUGCCAUCAAGACUUCCACCUUGUCCAAACGAUGGAGGCAUGUAUGGUCUGGUACACCUUCUCUCUACCUCAUUUGGACCAGGCAUAAGUUUAAGGUUCAUUCGAUAAACCAAACCCUAGCUCGCUACACGGCUAGCAAGAUGACGAGUUUUCAUCUCUAUGUCGGUGAAGACAUCGAGUCUCCUGACAUUAACAGGUCGAUAGAGUUCGCCAUGUCCAAGAAUGUGGAGUAUAUGUUGCUAUAUAUACAUUCCUAUAAGAAUAAUAUUCCUGAUUGCUUGUACUCCAAUUCCUCUAUCAAACAACUCACACUUUCGUUAUACUAUUCUUACAUGGUUCCCAUAUGCUCAGUUUCCUGGACAUCUCUGAAGAAACUGUCACUGUUUUAUUGCAAUUUUUCUGACGAAUGCAUGGCUAAGAUUUUAUCUGGUUGUCCGAUUCUCGAAAGCUUAAGUUUGGACUUUUUCCGUGGGCUAAAAGUUAUUGAUCUCAGCAAAUCUCCAUGUCUGAGAACAUUGGAAGCAAGCAUUACAGAUUCGGGAACGCAGAUUGUAGCACCACAUAUCCGUUUUCUCAGAUUGACAGACUACACGUUGUCAUGUACGUUAGCUGAUGUCACUUCUUUAACCGAGGCUAAACUAGAGAUUGGCGUAACGACAGUCGAAAAAGUGACGGAUGGGUUUCCUCAAGUCAUUAUGCAAAUUGUAGAGAAGUUGCAGAAUGUAGAGAAACUUACAUUUGGGCCUAACCUUCUCAAGAUAUUAUCUGUUGCCGAGCUCCGCCAUCUUCCUUUUCCAAGCUUCAAUGUCCAAGAUUUGACGCUUGUGUCAACGAUCUCUCAAGAUGUAAUUCCUGGCUUAGUAAGGUUGCUACAAAACUCAUCUCAGUUGAAGAAGCUAACAGUGCAACCAAAGCUCGUUAGUGGCACCCUACUGGGGAAGUUUCUUGACGACUUGUUGGAUAUGCAUGGCUUGAUAAAUUCGGAUCAACGCUGGAGUUUGGAAGCGAGGGUCUUUCCGAAAAUUUUGACUUGGGAUGUUGAGACAAAGCAUGUGGUUUCAUUCAUAAAACUUAUGCUUAAAACAACAAAGACAUUAGAGAAGAUGGUCUUAAGGUUGGGAUACUAUCUUCAAGGAAGACAAGUUGAAGAGUUGCUUGAGAUGGUUCCAAUGUUUUACCAAAACAACAAUGUCUCCAUUGUGGUUAUCUCAAACAAGUUGAAUAAGAUGGUUUUGGUACCAACAGUCUAUCAAGUGCACUCUAGACGAUCAUCGAUUGUAGGAUGGCAAAAACCUUGCCCCUCCUUUGUUAAAUGCAAUAUUGGUUCAUCUUGGCUAAACGCCAAUCAAAACUGUGGAGUGGCGUGGAUGGUGCGUGAUCACAUGGGACAACCUCUGGUUCAUGGACGUCGAUCAUACUCCAAGGUUGCAUCUACUUUGGAGGCAGACUUUCUAAGCUUUCGAUGGGCUAUAGAAUGUUUGGCAACUAUUCAUUUUGAUACAGUUGUCUUUGAAUCGCCCUCUUAUAUUGCAGGGAAGGCAAUCUUGCAUCCAGAGUCCUUUCCUCAGUACGGAUCUCUUCUCAACUCCAUACGAAGACAGCUGCAAAGCUUCAGGCUCUGGAGCAUUGCUUUCGUUCAUAAGGAAGGUAAUCUCUGUGUGGAUGCAAUUGCUCUCGGUGUUACCCGUUAUCAUCGUUAUCAGUCCUACAUAGCGCAUGCUGGACCGUCGUGGCUUAACCAAUUAAUCCAAGCAGAAGCAACUGCAGCCACUAACCCCGACUAAGACCCGAUGAUGCCUUUGCAAUGCAGGCUCCGUAAGUUUCUUUUUUCUCUGUUUCUUGUUUGCGUUUAGGGCCUUUUGGUGCCUUGUAUUAUUAUCUCUCUCAUAACUGUUUCGAGAUUGAGAUAUUUUUUUCACCUUAAUGAAGUUUUCAAAGU
Raphanus sativus (radish) is the source of this 2112-nucleotide messenger RNA. Its product is annotated as probable F-box protein At1g60180. Lineage: Eukaryota; Viridiplantae; Streptophyta; Magnoliopsida; Brassicales; Brassicaceae. The record is from RefSeq and is a predicted model, not a curated record. The transcript is spliced from 3 exons. The coding region runs from base 77 to 1957 and encodes 626 amino acids. Gene Ontology annotation, molecular function: protein binding; nucleic acid binding; RNA-DNA hybrid ribonuclease activity.